This is a messenger RNA of Physella acuta, 2321 nucleotides long. RefSeq lists its product as uncharacterized. The record is from RefSeq and is a predicted model, not a curated record. Lineage: Eukaryota; Metazoa; Mollusca; Gastropoda; Physidae.
CUAGAUCUAUCAUGUCUCAAGACACUCAAGACCAAGAGUUGUAUCACAAAAUUAUUGACAAGUUUGAAAUCAAAUUGAGAAAAGAGAUAAAGUUAGAAGAAAAAGACAAACAUCAACUUAGAGAUCUAAAUUUCCAGUAUGAUGAUAAAAACCCUACAGUAAUAGAAAGUGUUACCUUUCCAGACCAAGAAAAUUUCAAAUCAUUGGCCAAUAUUUUGACAAAAGCUUAUAAAAAAAAUAUCAAUAUAAAAUCUUCAGAAAAUUUAAAUGGUUCCUUUCCAGUUAAAACCACAUUUCAAAACAAUACAAAAGAAAAGAAGCAAGUACUUGGAAGCAAUAGUGAAUCAGGGGAUGAGGACGAUGAAAUUACUGUCUUUAAAAUGAAGCAACUGGAUUUUGAAGCUGCUAAAAUUUACUUUUAUGAAACAGAGUACUCAUCUUUUUUUUACGAUGUUGAAGAUUAUGAAUUUCUGAUUCGAACAGGGGACGUGAAGAGGGAAAAAUUACUUGCAAAACUUAAGGAUUUAAAGAUAGUACCAAUACAGCAAGAAAUUAGUGAUACUAUUUCUGUUUUACUCUCAGAAGAUACAAAAAUCAUCAGACUAAAAGAGAGAAUGGUGUUGGUAGGACCCAAUGCUGAGAUCAAGGCUAUUCAGAGAAAAUUAAAUACAAAAAUAGGAAAUGAAGAGAUGAAUACCCCAUGGCAAGAUGACAAAGACACUGAAGAUUAUUCCUCCACUCAUAGGGCUCCUUCUUAUGGAGGGGCAAGAGCCAAAGAUGUGACAAGAGAAACAACUGAGAAUACUAGACAGAAAAAUCAUCAGUUCCCUAUCAAAGGCACAACUAAUGAAACGAUAUCAGGAAAAAGAUAUAUAUAUUCUUUAAAUGAUACUACUUUAUAUAUUGGUUGCACUGGAUUGAAAAUCUCUGUUCACAAUGCAGACAUCACUAAACUUAAAGUUGACUGUAUUGUAAAUGCUGCAAACAGGCAUUUAAAACAUGGAGGUGGAGUGGCCUAUGUCAUUUCAAAAGCUGCAGGUUAUGACCUUCAAUAUGAAUGUGAGAGGUAUAUAGAAGAAAAUAAGUCUGUUCAAGUCACUGGAGUGUUUGUAUCCACUGGUGGAGACCUGCCAGCUAAACAUGUCAUACAUGCUGUUGGUCCAAAGUGGGAUGAUUAUGUGGAUAAGAACAAGUGCACAGAUGAUCUGAGAAAAACAGUUCUCACUUGUCUUCUGGAGGCCACAAAAAUGAAAAUGUCAACUAUAGCUUUACCAUCUAUAAGUGCAGCCAUAUUUAGAGUCCCCAAAGAUCUAUGCGCUGAGGCCUACAUGCAUGCUGUAAAAAGUUAUGAUGCCAUUAUACAAAAAAAGGACUGGACAGCUUUGAAAGAAAUUCAUUUUGUUGAUAUAAAUGAUACCAUGAUUGAUACUAUUAAUGAAAAUUUCCUUAAACUAUGGCGUGAGGAUAUACUUCAGGAGUUCUAUGAGGAAGAUUUAAACUUUGCAGUUUCUUACAUGAAAAAACAAAGCCAAUCUUUAAACAUUUCAAGAGAUAAACCUUAUAAGCAAAAUUACCAAGAAAAACAGGAUGUGGUUGCUGGUUCCCAUACUAAUACAAUUAGUAGGCCUAAAGAAUACAAAGGCGAAGAAAGAAAAAGUGCUGCAUUUAGUAAUCAUACAGCUUCAAAAAUACUAGCACAUUCACUUUUUGUUCGACAUAUAAAACUUGGUGCAAGCCCUAAACUUGCAUUUGAAUUUAAACCUAAUUUGGUCAUCAUAAUUGGAGAUCCAUUUGAUAAACUUAGUGGACACAGUGAAUUCAAGACAGCUGACCUGCAUGUAAUUGACAUGGGUAAAAGAAUAAACAAUGUUAAAACCUUUACGUCAACAAUGAGGGAUCAAGAUCCAAUUUAUGUAUUCCAACUAGCUAUUGAUGAAUUCAACCAGGAACAAUUGGAGAAAUCUUUUAAAAAUCUAGAACCAGCUGUUGGUUUGAUGAAAGAUCCAUUGACAUCAUUAGUUGUUACAAGCAAGUUUCUGUAUACAGAUAACAAAAACAGCAAAAAAUCGGCCCUUUCUAAAAGUGUUGGAAAAUUUGCUCAACUUGUCUAUGAAUUUGUAAGAGAUAAGACAGAUAAAAUGUAUUCCUUAAAGUAUGUCACUGUCACUGCAAGUGAAGAUAUUCUUCCUCAUAUUGUCAAAGUAUUUCAAUCAAGAGAAAAAGAUAGAACAGCACCAGGAGCUUACCCACACAAUCAAAGCACAUCAAGGCCAGCCAGCAGUGGAAAACAACGUGACAAUAAGCAACAGCCAUGGAAAUGA